GGGAAAGAUACUCGACAAACAAUCCAGCACACUAACCACUUGGCCAUGCAUGGGCCAAGUCCCAAGAAUUUUGAAGUGAAGCCCCUGGAAAGCCAAGAGUAUGGUACAUUCUACUCAGGAGACUCUUAUGUUCUACUUCAUACAAAGCAGACAAGAACUGGAAAACUGGAGUGGAACAUUCACUUUUGGCUUGGAAAGAACACUUCUCAAGAUGAGAAAGGAACAGCAGCUAUAAAAGCUGUUGCACUUGACAACACACUUGGAGGAACUCCAGUUCAACAUCGGGAGGUGCAGAGUCAUGAGUCACAGAUGUUUCUCUCUUACUUCAAAAAGAAAGGUGUACGCAUGAAUGUCGUCUCGAAUUCCAUUGGCAACUUGAAUGGCCUUAAUCCUCUCCAUGUGUCUGCUUUGUGGCCCUACCCAAAUGUGUUUUCAGAUGAACAUAGUAAUUCAAGAGACCAUGAGAAGUUUUUCGAGGAGCUUGGAUCAGGGUCCCCUGAUGAUGUUAAGGAUGCAGAGGAGGAAGCAGAAGAUACAGACCAUGAACGUGCAGUGGAGAGAGAAAUUACUUUACACAAAAUCUGGGAAGAAGAUGGUGAAGUGAAUAUUGAAAAGAUUGCUGAACGUCCACUGAAGCAGGAAAACCUUGAGUCUGGGAACUGUUUCAUGUUGGAUGGUGGAGUUAGUGGACUGUUUGUGUGGGUAGGGAAAGAGGCAAGCCCCAAGGAGAGACAGGAGUCUAUGACUAUGGCAGAAAAAUACUUGGAAACAAGGGGAUACCCAUCCUGGACAUCUGUAACCAGGAUCAUUGAUGGUGGUGAACCACCAAUGUUUAAACAGUACUUUUCUUCUUGGCACGAACCAGAGGACCAGGUCGGAUUAGGCCGUGUCUACAAGGCUGAGGAAAUAGCUGCAACUGGGGAUGAAGAAUUUGACAUCAACUCACUACACAGAGAGAAGCGUAGACUUUUAGCUAAGAGUUUGGGAAAAGCUUGUGGAUUUAUGCCAGAUGAUGGAUCUGGACAGAUAGAGAUCUGGAGAAUUGAGAAUUUUGAGCUGACACCUGUAGACUCAUCAAUUUAUGGUUUUUUCUUUGGCGGGGAUAGCUAUGUUCUUAAAUAUACUUAUGAAAAGGAAGGACGAGAAAUGUACAUCAUUUACUUCUGGCAGGGACUCAAUAGUUCACAGGAUGAGAAAGCCGCUUCUGCCAUUCUGGCGGUACAAAUGGAUAAUGACUUAGCAGGAAAGGCUGUUCAAGUUCGAGUUGUCCAAGGCAGUGAACCACAACAUUUUCUACGAAUCUUCAAAGGGAAGAUGGUAGUCUUCAUGGGUGGCCAUGCCAGUGGUUUCCGGAAUAUUCAUGACCAUGACACUUAUGAUGUAGAUGGUACAAGAAUGUUCCAAAUCAAAGGAACAAGUGAUGUAGAUACACGUGCCCAACAGGUUUCAGAAAAAGCUGCUUCACUGAACUCUGAUGAUGUUUUUGUUGUGGAAACUCCUUCUGUUACAUAUGUGUGGAUUGGGAAGGAAUCAAGUGAAGAUGAACUCAAUAUGGCCCGAAAUGUUGCUGAAUUAGUCUCUCCAGGAAGAGAACUCGUGGAAAUAGCUGAAGAAGAAGAACCAGAUGAAUUCUGGAAUAGUAUUGGUGGAAAAGAUGAAUACCAGAAGUCAAGAGGUUUGCCAGCUAAACCACUGCUUGAGCCACGUCUGUUCAAAUGUUCUGAAGUUCGUGGAAAGUUUCGUGUGAAAGAAAUGUGCAACUUCACUCAAGAGGACCUAUCUGUGGAUGAUGUGAUGGUUCUGGAUGCUGGUGAGGAAGUUUAUGUUUGGAUUGGAAAUGGAGCAAGUGAAGAAGAAAAGACAAAUUCAUUGAAACUUGCUGAGGACUACAUCCGCUGUGACCCAACUGACCGCACCUUGGACAACACUGUAAUUAUUACUGUCAAGCAAGGAGAAGAACCAGCAGGCUUCAAGCUGAUCUUUGAUGAGUGGGAUCCAGCUUUUUUUGAGAAUUUUAAGACAUACAAUGACAUAAGACAGGAAUUUCAUCCCUGAAGAACAGUGACCAUUUUCC
Molecule: messenger RNA, 2074 nt
Organism: Limulus polyphemus (Atlantic horseshoe crab)
Lineage: Eukaryota; Metazoa; Arthropoda; Merostomata; Xiphosura; Limulidae
Product: gelsolin, cytoplasmic-like
Exons: 19
Biological process (GO): actin filament severing; barbed-end actin filament capping; actin polymerization or depolymerization
Cellular component (GO): cytoplasm; actin cytoskeleton
Molecular function (GO): actin filament binding; phosphatidylinositol-4,5-bisphosphate binding
Source: RefSeq, a predicted model, not a curated record